GACGCGAAGAAGGGAUGAUGCUCCCCGGGGGAGCGAAUCUGCGGUGUAUAGUGGGGGAAGUCAGCUGAACGAUGGAAUGGUGAGGGUCGAGCGACGAGAAGGGCAACCGCGCUCCACGUCGACCGCUCCGAGAGCGGUUCUUCAGUUGUGAGUCGAGGCUCACCGCGUCGACUUCUCUAAUAUUGUAUUGUGCACGGUACGUUUGUAUCGCGCGAGUCUUUUUUUUUCCUCUUUCUAUCGCAUGCCGAAAAGCGGAUACUCAUUGGCGCAGUGUGCUUCGACGUGCUUUAUCCCCUUCCUGGUUUGGUGCUUUGAGAUCAAAGGAAACGCGUGUAUCGUGCGCACGCGAGCAAGUGCCGUUCAUCGCCGAAGGCCACCAGGCCUCGUGCAUGGCUCCGUUCGCGAGUGAUACCAUUGUUUCAUUGCCGCGACGGAUAUAAGAAAGAAAAAGUGCGGCGGAUCCCGGGAAUCGGCGCCGCCGAUGAGCCGAGGAGUGUGGUAGAGAAGUGGUGUUUUUUUUCGCCGAGUACAAACGACGGUGCGAGCGAAGAUCGACCGCGAAAGAUGCUGACGUCCAGCGCGAAUCAGUAUCUCCGUCCUGAAUACCUCACGCCGCUACCUACAACGUUAGAUGCGAAGAAGAGUCCGCUCGCGUUGCUCGCCCAGACGUGCAGCCAGAUAGGAGCGGAUCCACCGUCCAACAAGUCGCUACUAAGUUCCUUGGACAAGUCGAGUAACAGAUCAUCGAAAACUUCAGAGCAAUCGCGCGACAAGUCGUCGCCGGUGCUGACGGUGUCGGUGACGACGCCAACGCCGGCGAUCGAAACCACGAAGACAAGUUUUAAGCCGUACGAAUCGUGUCUAGCGCGCGAGAAAGCAUCGACGCCUGACGAGCCGCGAUCGGCGUCGAGUCACUCGACAUCGGGUCGUUCCCGAACACCCGCCAAGAGAUGCUCCAGUAAUCAGAGCGCCGCGUCGACGCGCGCAGUCACACCGCAAGGGAGAAAAACGGCGACGCCGAACGGCGAGAUCGCGCGGGACUCGCCAGCUUCCAGAGGUUCGGCGCCCUCGAUACCGUGCUCGAGUGCGGCAAUGGAGGCCGCCGCGAAUCAGCCAGCCGUCAGUAGUCCCUCGUUACAAAUUAAACCCGCCUACAGUCCCGCCGGCGUGCUGGCGAUGACCGAUCCAUCUAUCAAGGACCUCCCAUUGGGCACGUUCAAGCCGGGUGUCAGUCUUCCGGUCUCCACCGCCGCCUAUUUGAGCUACGCGCCCGGCCAGCUGCCGAUCGACGUGAUGGCCAGCUCGCUCAUGUCGCAGCAUCACGCGGCCCUGAAGAACGGCCUGGUCGCCGCCAAUCCUUAUCUCGGUUACGCGCGACUGAAAACCACCGGCGGACCGGCGGACAGCCUGGUACCGAUAUGCCGCGAUCCCUACUGCACCGGCUGCCAACUAAACCCGCAUCUACUGUCGAGCUCGGCGAGCACCGCCGCUGCCGUCGCCAACCUCACCAGCCUCACCAAUGGCAAAUUGCCGUCGGGCGCGAGCGCGACGCCGACGGCUUCCUGUCCGGCCGGGUGCGCUCAGUGCGAUCACAACAAGCCCGGCAGCGUGUCGCCUUAUGGGCCGCUCACCACGGCUGGUGCGGUAUUCGCGCACGCGCAACUUGCCGCGCUCGCUGGCACGCAACUACCCUACGUUUGCAGCUGGAUCGCCGGAGACACCGCGUACUGCGGCAAGAGAUUCGCCACGUCGGACGAAUUGUUGCAGCAUUUGAGAAAUCAUACGAGCGGUGGCGGUGCGACCGAUCCCGCGAUCGCGGCCGCCACGCUGUCCCUGCUGCCGCCGGUCGGCUUGCCGACUCAUCCCCUGUUCGCCCGAUCUUAUCCCACGCCACCCUUGAGUCCGCUCGCUACCGCGCGCUACCACCCGUACGGAAAGCCGUCGCCGCUAUUACCGCCGUCGCUGUCGUCACUGGGCCUGCCGCUGCCGCCGCCACCGCCGCCUCCGCAUCCGCACGCAGCCGCCGGAUUACCGCCGUAUUUCACGCCGUAUUCUCUCUACGCGCCCCGUCUAGGCGCCACCUCCGGGAUGCAUCAAUGAGUUCUCGGUAACGAGCGUUUUGUCAGCUAAAACGCGCUCGCGAGGUGAGUCGACCGGUUAAACUGUGAUUUCUUUACGAGAAUUCGAGUACGUAAGUGGAGAGAGUGUCGGUUCUGCACGUGAUCCGCUUGUCACAGCGCAGUCUGCCGCAUGAUUAUGAAGGAAUCCGAAGUUGUCUGAGCGAGAUAUCGGCGCGGUGGGAUUAUUCAUCUCGAUUAUUGCGCGAUGAUGCGUCUUCCGCCAAUUGUACGCUAAGCUUUUUUUACCUUGCAUUGAAAAUUUAAUGUAGAAUUUGAAAUGUUUAGUACACGUGCGCACGAAACGAUAGCCUCCACUUUAUUCUAACAUGCGACUCACUACUUUUUUGAUGUUGACGCAGGUAGAAAAGGAUAUAUCCAAAUUUCUUCAGUAACAUUAAGUUGAGGAUAUUCACUCGAUAAGUAUAUUCACUCGCCGGUUCUUAUGUGCGAUAUAAAAAGUAAAAAGUAAAAAAGUAAACUCUCGAAAAUGUACACCUGUUCUUAUUAUUCUCAGUAAGAUAAAAUAGCGCCAUGGCUACGUACCCUCAUCUCACAGUCAGCUUCGCAAUUGAAUUUUGUCAAGAUUAUAUUGUCUACGAAUUUUAUUCAAGACGAUUAAUCCUCGCUUAGCGGCGGCUGGAUAAUAAAUACUUAAUGUAUAAAUAGUGGCAAGAAUCUUUUGCUUGUAUUUGCCGUCAUUUAUCUCACUUGAAAAGAUACGAAUAAGAUGUUUUAAAUUUUAUAAAAAGAUUACAAAAAUGAAUGUAUGUUUUCUAUAUUAAUAAAUAAUUGAAAAUAUCUUAUUUGUUUAAAAAAUUAUAUUAGAGUGUAAACAAGAGGCGCUAAGUAUGCAAAUCUUAAAAAAAAAAGUAUUGUUAUACAAAAGAUACUAAUCGUAGAUAUUCAUUAAAAAAACGAACGUUUCAAAAAUCGCAAUAAAAGAAAAAAUAUCACAAUAAAUAAUACUGAAUGAAUAAUAUAAAUAUUUUUUGAAUUCCGAAAAUGAUAGCAAAUACGUUGCAAAUAAAUUGCAACUACAGUUGAUUUUUAAAGUAGAAUGUGAUUUAAAAAAAAUAAAAUAAAAUGCAUGAAAUAUGAAUAAUUGUUAUAUCUUUAAAAGUUAAAUCUUAAAAUUAAGUCUUAAAUUGUUCUAUCUUUUUCACUCUUUGCAAUAGUUUUAAUAUUUGUUAUGCAUUUAUUUUUUGCGCGUCAUGCAAUUUUUAAAUUAGUGUUUUUAUAUUUUUUUUGUAUAUAAAUAUUUUAACAAACAUAAAAACAUAAAAAUUUAUUUAAAAAUAGAACAAAUUUUACACCAAGUCUAAAUAUCCGAGCGCCGGAUUUUGUGCGAUUACAAACGUCUCGCUAUUCGAGGAUUAAAAGUCUAGUGCAUCACUUCGCUGAGAGUUAUUUGACGCAUUUAUCCACUACUCGUCGCUUAAACUCAUGAUUUUAUUAUAUUCAAUAUUAGAAUACCCCGAAUAUGUACUGCGAGGCAUGGGAGUUUUGAUUGUCAUUAAAUUCGUAAUUUUUAUGUCAGUAUAAAAAUAAUUUUGAUUAACCAUAAAAGUAACAUCUGUGAAACAAAGAAUGAUAAAUACGUUCGUGACAAUUUAUACAUUAUUACAAAUUUUUCAAAUUUAUGCAUAAUUAUACUUAAUUAUGAAUUAUCAUCGAGCUACGAAUUGAUUUUUAUACGGAUAUAAGAACAUUGAAGACAAGCCACGUAUCGGUUUAGAACGAGAAGUAACGAAUUUAUCAUGAAGACUUGUUUUUUAAAAGGUCAGUGUGCACGGGAGGAGACCGAACUUUUGAACAUGUGCAAUUCAAUAUGCAUCGCUGUAAAAUUAAUAAACUCCUCAGAGCUGACAAGAUUUUAAUUUAAAAAUUGCAUGACGCGCGCGAAUAAAUUUCGAUGCUUUUCCCAUUCUCUGUCCAUCUGCUGCGUCCGACGUACCUCUCAGUAUCGGAUGACGAGUGCCACACCAAACGUCGAAAAACCAAUGUUUAACUGUGAUUUCCGAGUGAGAAAGUUGGGAGAGAAAGAGAGGGAGAGAAUGCGAUGCGUUGCGCUUCCACGAAAGAGAUUAUAUGUGUGCGAGUGUGUACAUGACUAGAAUUUGUUAACGAACGCGCAAUUACGGGGAUUUUAUUUCGAACGAAAGUAAUCGUAAUCGGACAGACAAAUAUUUUAUCAAGCAUUCAUUUAAUCGCACGCUAUACGCAAAGGUAAACCAUUGUGAUAAUUUUAUGUUGCAAAAUCAACUUUGCCAUGGCAGUGUUCUUUUUUUAUGUUAACGUCAAAUUACAUUCAAAAUACAUUUCGUCUUUCAUUGAAUAAUGGAAUGCUUUAUACUGUUAUUAGUAUUAUUAUCGCGAGUAGUCAGUCUUUUCAAACUAAAUUUGGAUUUCAACUGAAAGGCGAUGGAAAUGGAAAUGUUACGUAAUUAAUUAUUUCAGGUAUAUAUUAAUCAUGGAAAUGCUAAACCAAUCGUGCAAGACUAAAUAUUGUACGCGAUACUUUUCAAAUAUUUCGUUUGGAGUUUAUAUCAGAACUGUACGCGAUGUGCGACAGUUUCUUUUUGAUUAUUUUCGACCGAAGCAUCCUCCGUUUUUGCGACGGGAAAUUACUGAUAUGAUGUAAUCACUAUAUAUGUACUAUUUAUAAAUUAUAUCCGUCAUACUUCCCUUGUAAUUAUUGUACAUUUGUUUAUAGGCGUCUAACUCUAACGAAUCCCUAAUGAGGUGAUGAAUAGUUCGGUUAUACAUAUAUACAUACAUAUAUAAAUAUAUAUAUACAUAUAUAUAUAUAUAUAAAUAUAUAUCUGCGUCUAUUUUUGCGUAACCAAAGUUUUAGUAACUAUCGAUAUUACGUAGCGCAUGGAAUUUCGUGUGUACAUGACAUUAUACAUUGAAGAACGACAAAAAUGACGAUUAUUACGAGAUAUAUUGUAAUUUGUAAAUAGCUUUAUUAUAAUGCAACGUUGUAGUUAUGAUCGACGAAACGCUGAGAUUGUCGAUAACUUUGCUCACGAUUCAAAUUCUUACGUUGUUUCUGUGUAUCUCUGAUUUUUACAUGUGGUUAAAGCUUCGUAUUUACUUGGCACAAGCGCCAAUGUCACUAUCUACGUCAACUCGUCGUUAUUCUAUUAUUGUUAUUCUAUGUUACUCAAGAGUUUGAUUCUUUUUAGGACCGAAAUACAGAAACUCAUUUCUUACAAAGAGAA
Messenger RNA from Linepithema humile (Argentine ant), 5344 nucleotides. It is a transcript of the gene elB, whose product is annotated as elbow B. Gene Ontology annotation, biological process: negative regulation of DNA-templated transcription. Lineage: Eukaryota; Metazoa; Arthropoda; Insecta; Hymenoptera; Formicidae. The record is from RefSeq and is a predicted model, not a curated record. Gene Ontology annotation, cellular component: nucleus.